CAAUAUUGUGGAGCCAAGUAAUGAAGAACUUCCUCCCCCGUCAAAGCCAGGAAUGUAUCAGCUGGACAUUGUGUUGAAGAAGGGCAAUAAUCUGGCCAUCAGGGACAGGGGAGGGACCAGUGACCCAUAUGUGAAGUUUAAAAUCGUAGGGAAGGAGGUUUUCCGCAGCAAAACGAUCCACAAGAACCUGAACCCAGUAUGGGAUGAGAAAGUCAGUCUGCUGGUGGAGAGUUUGAGAGAGCCACUCUACGUGAAGGUCUUUGACUAUGACUUUGGGCUGCAGGAUGACUUUAUGGGCUCUGCAUACCUCUAUUUAGAAUCCCUGGAGCACCAAAGGACCUUGGAUGUGACCCUUGACCUCAAAGAUCCCCACUAUCCCAACCAUGACCUGGGUUCACUGGAACUGGCAGUCACACUUAUUCCAAAAGAGGGAGACUUCAGGGAAGCAACCAUGCUUAUGAGAAGGAGCUGGAAACGAUCCAGUAAGCAUCAGAGUCUGAGGUUAUCAGACGUUCACAGAAAGGCUCAGCUGUGGAGAGGCAUUGUUAGCAUCAGUCUCAUUGAGGCCCGUGACCUCCAGCCUAUGGAUGCCAAUGGCCUCAGUGACCCUUAUGUCAAAUUCAGAAUGGGACAUCAAAAGUACAAAAGUAAGACAAUACCAAAAACGCUAAACCCCCAGUGGAGAGAGCAGUUUGACUUCCACCUGUAUGAUGAACAGGGCGGUUUCAUUGACAUCACCAUCUGGGACAAAGAUGCAGGAAAGAAAGAUGACUUCAUGGGCAGAUGCCAGGUGGACCUCUCUGUUCUCUCAAAGGAGUGCACACACAGGCUGGACCUGCCUCUGGAGGAGGGUGACGGCACACUGGUGCUGCUGGUCACUCUCACAGCCUCUGCUGCCGUCUCCAUCGCUGACCUGUCCGUCAAUGUAUUGGACGACCCCCAUGAGAGGAAGGAGAUUCUCCACAGAUACAAUCUGCUCAGAUCCUUUCACAAUAUUAAAGACGUGGGCAUGGUGCAGGUGAAGGUGAUCCGAGCGGAGGGGCUGAUGGCAGCUGAUGUUACAGGCAAGAGUGACCCCUUCUGUGUAGUGGAGCUCAGCAACGAUCGGUUACAGACACACACCGUGUACAAAAACCUCAACCCAGAGUGGAACAAAGUCUUCACGUUCAAUGUGAAAGACAUCCACUCAGUCUUAGAGGUGACUGUCUAUGACGAAGACAGAGACCGAAGUGCCGACUUCUUGGGCAAAGUGGCUAUUCCGUUGUUAAAUAUCCAAAAUGGAGAACGCAAAGCUUACGCCUUGAAAAGCAAGGAACUGACAGGGCCAACCAAAGGGGUCAUCUUUCUCGAAAUAGACGUGAUUUAUAACAUUGUAAAAGCCGGCAUGAGAACUUUGAUUCCCAUCGAACAGAAAUACAUCGAAGAUGAGCCACGAGUGUCCAAACAGCUGCUGCUGCAUAACUUCAACAGAGUGAGGCGCUGUAUAAUGUUCCUGGUCAAUGCUGGCUGCUAUAUCAACAGCUGCUUUGAGUGGAAGUCUCCUCAGAGGAGCAUCUGUGCCUUUCUGCUUUUCGUUGUGGUUGUGUGGAAUUUUGAGCUCUAUAUGGUCCCGCUGGUUCUCCUGAUGCUGCUGGCCUGGAACUACGUUCUCAUUGCUUCAGGGAAGGACACGAGACAUGGAGAUGUGCAAGCUGUGGAGGAUUUGCUGGAGGACGAGGAGGAAGACUUUGACAGAGAUGACAAGGACUCAGAGAGAAAGGGUUUCAUGAAUAAGCUGUAUGCCAUUCAGGAUGUGUGUAUCAGUGUCCAGAAUGUUCUGGAUGAAGUGGCCUCCUAUGGUGAGAGGAUAAAGAAUACUUUCAAUUGGACUGUGCCUUUUCUCAGCUGGCUGGCCAUAGUUGCCCUGUGUGCAGCCACUCUUGUGGUGUACUUCAUUCCUCUCAGAUACAUCGUACUGGCCUGGGGGGUGAACAAGUUCACCAAAAAACUGCGAGACCCGUACAGCAUCGACAACAAUGAGCUGUUGGACUUCUUGUCCCGAGUGCCCUCAGAUGUUCAAAUGGUGCAGUACCGAGAGCUGAAAGUGGAGCCCAGUCACAGCCCAAACAAAAGAAAGAAAAAUAACCCAGGAUAGCUCCUCUUCUCGCACGGAUGCUCUCCCAACGCCAAGGAGAAGGAGAGGACUGACUGGCAACCAGCCUCUUUCUGUCUUUCUUCCUCGCUCUUUUUCUCUGCAGCGUGGAGAGUUAAAGAGCGCGGUCAGAGUGAAAACGGGACCGUUGUUAAUUACCAUCCGUCCUUUUUUUUGGGUUUAUUUUUGCGGCGGGGAA
Molecule: messenger RNA, 2330 nt
Organism: Sinocyclocheilus anshuiensis
Lineage: Eukaryota; Metazoa; Chordata; Actinopteri; Cypriniformes; Cyprinidae
Gene: mctp1a
Product: multiple C2 domains, transmembrane 1a
Exons: 20
Coding region: 53-2134 (693 amino acids)
Biological process (GO): regulation of neurotransmitter secretion
Cellular component (GO): synaptic vesicle membrane
Molecular function (GO): calcium ion binding
Source: RefSeq, a predicted model, not a curated record